GCCUCCCGCCAUCUUUCCUGCCGGCUUCCAGCAAAGAAACACGUUGCUGGAAAACAGAAGUUUUUACUCCGAUUAUUUUUUCUGUAAAUACUUUGGGAGUUUCGUGUUUUCACAGCCGGAGUCAGGAGCCAGAACAGGCUCCGCAGGUGGAAGCGCCGUCAGCGCCGCCCCCCCUCCCCUUCCAUCAUGGCGGAUAAAAACACCAGAAUCGCCAUCGUCAACCACGACAAAUGCAAACCCAAGAAAUGCCGUCAGGAGUGCAAGAAGAGCUGCCCGGUGGUGCGCAUGGGUAAGCUGUGCAUCGAGGUGACCCCGCAGAGUAAGAUCGUGUGGAUCUCAGAGUCUCUCUGCAUCGGCUGCGGCAUCUGCAUCAAGAAAUGUCCGUUCGGGGCGUUGUCCAUCGUCAACCUUCCCAGCAACCUGGAGAAGGAAACCACGCACAGAUACUGCGCCAACUCCUUCAAGCUGCACAGGCUGCCCAUCCCCCGACCCGGGGAGGUUCUGGGGUUGGUCGGGACCAACGGUAUCGGCAAGUCCACAGCUCUGAAGAUCCUGGCCGGGAAACAGAAGCCCAACCUGGGGAAGUACGAUAAUCCUCCGGACUGGCAGGAGAUCUUGACCUACUUCAGAGGUUCUGAGCUGCAGAACUACUUCACCAAAAUCCUGGAGGACGACCUGCGGGCCAUCGUCAAGCCGCAGUACGUCGACCAGAUCCCCAAAACCGUCAAGGGGUCAGUAGGGGCCAUCCUGGGCAGGAAGGACGACACGGACACACAAGCCAUCGUCUGCCAACAGCUUGAUCUGACUCACCUGCGGGAGAGGAACGUGGAGGACCUGUCCGGAGGAGAGCUGCAGAGGUUCGCCUGCGCCGUCGUCUGCAUCCAGAGGGCUGAUAUUUUCAUGUUUGACGAGCCGUCCAGUUACCUGGAUGUGAAGCAGAGGCUGAAGGCCGCCAUCACCAUCCGCUCUCUCAUCACCCCAGACAGGUACAUCAUUGUGGUGGAGCACGACCUGAGCGUGUUGGACUACCUGUCCGACUUCAUCUGCUGUCUGUACGGAGUCCCCAGCGCUUACGGAGUCGUGACCAUGCCCUUCAGUGUCCGAGAAGGUAUCAACAUCUUCCUGGACGGUUACGUUCCCACAGAAAACCUCAGGUUCAGGGAAACCUCGCUGGUCUUUAAGGUGGCAGAAACAGCCAAUGAGGAGGAAGUGAAAAGACUCAGACACUACCAGUAUCCAGACAUGGUGAAGACGAUGGGCGAGUUCACGCUGGCCAUCAAAGGAGGAGAGUUCACGGACUCUGAGAUCAUGGUGAUGCUGGGAGAAAACGGAACGGGGAAGACGACCUUCAUCAGGAUGUUGGCUGGAGGACUCAAACCCGACAGUGGAGGUGAGGUUCCCAUCCUGAACGUGAGCUACAAGCCUCAGACUAUCAGCCCUAAGUUCAAGGGCAGCGUCAGAGCUCUGCUACAUGAGAAGAUCCGGGACGCGUACACGCACCCACAGUUCAUCACCGACGUGAUGAAGCCGCUGCAGAUCGAGAGCAUCAUCGACCAGGACGUGCAGAACCUCUCCGGUGGUGAGCUGCAGCGAGUCGCCCUCACGCUCUGUUUGGGGAAACCGGCCGAUGUUUACCUGAUCGACGAGCCGUCGGCGUACCUGGACUCUGAGCAGAGGUUGAUGGCGGCCAGAGUCAUCAAGAGGUAUAUCCUUCACGCUAAGAAGACCGCGUUCGUGGUGGAGCACGACUUCAUCAUGGCGACGUACCUCGCCGACAGAGUCAUCGUGUUUGACGGCAUUCCCUCCAGGGAGACGUCGGCGAACACGCCUCAGAGUCUGCUGGCGGGGAUGAACCGUUUCCUGUCGCUGCUGGAGAUCACGUUCAGGAGGGACCCCAACAACUUCAGGCCACGAAUCAAUAAACUCAACUCCAUCAAGGACACGGAACAGAAAAAGAGCGGGAACUAUUUCUUCCUGGACGACUAAGACUCCGCCCCCCGUGACCGACCGCGACCUCCAGCGGAUCUCAGACGUCCGGCGCCACGACUGAAAAACCAUCAGCCUUUCAUGUACCGGGCUGUUUCAUAGCCAGCAAUGUUGUGACGUGUAAAAUGAAGAAGUGCAUUACCACAUCCUGUCCACAGGGGGAGGGGCCAGUCCGGGAGACGCCCCCGUCAAGGAUCAUCAAGCUGCGUCUUCUAACACUCGUGCAUUUACAUCAAGUGACAAUAAACGGAUGCUUCCCGACCAUCA
This is a messenger RNA of Oryzias melastigma (Indian medaka), 2253 nucleotides long. RefSeq names its product ATP-binding cassette, sub-family E (OABP), member 1 (gene abce1). NCBI's taxonomy places the organism in Eukaryota, Metazoa, Chordata, Actinopteri, Beloniformes, Adrianichthyidae. The transcript is spliced from 19 exons. Gene Ontology annotation, molecular function: iron ion binding; ATP hydrolysis activity; ATP binding. Bases 187 to 1986 code for a protein of 599 amino acids. The record is from RefSeq and is a predicted model, not a curated record. Gene Ontology annotation, biological process: translational termination; ribosomal subunit export from nucleus; translational initiation.